AUGGCGAAUGAUGAUGUGGAUAUGGAGAGCCAAGAUGCUGGCUCGAUUUCCGGUAGUGGAAUUAAAAAUACGGCGAACACAGCGAAUACAGCACGGUGGAACAGCAAGAGUCAGGGAACGAGGCACAAGAGAGAGACGAGUGUAGAUAUGCUUGCUCAAGAGUUGGAUCCCCAGAGUGCCACGUCUUCUACAAGUUCCACGUCUGGUGGUGAUGGGACUGCAUCCUCAACUUCGAGCAUGCCGACAUCUGGCGACAUCCCUACCAUCGAUGAUCAGAUCAAUCAGGUCCAGCAACUGGCUCAGCAGGGCUCUAUGCGAGAAGGCCAGAAAGGCUAUAUUGUAGCCACCAAGUGGCUCAACCGCGUACUGGCAAGAGGAACUGAUGGCGCAGGCUCGGACAAGUAUGGCAAGGAAGCAAGAGAAGGGGCAAUCGGACCUGUCGAUAACACUGGAAUCAACUUGGUGACAGAUCGAGAUGCAUCUCCUUUCAAUGAUGAGGCCGGCGAACCGUUCGUCCCUCUUGCUCCCGGCUUGAAUCUUGGUGAAGACUUCGAAAUUCUACCGGAGGCCGCGUGGGAACUCAUCAUGAAAUGGUAUACACUGGCCAAGGGAUCUGCUAUCAUUAGGAGAUAUUGUCAUAACACCAGCACCAGUGAGACCCAGGAGAACCUUCAGUAUGAGCUACAUCCUCCUGUGUUCACCAUUCUGAAGCUUCCCAACAGAAGCGAGGGGUUGACAGCGAAAACUCUGAGAGAAAAGGAUGCAACACCGGUGAAGAUCCUAGCUAGUAGGCAUGAGCUUUACCAGACUUUCCUUAAGCGAGCAAAAACGUCCUCCGGCAUUGAUCUGGGAACCAGAGUCCGCAUUUGGAGAAUUCUUGGCGGUCUAGGAGGGAAGUCUGGCGCAGAAAUGAUGACACCUGCCCAGUCACGAAGCACUUCGCCUGCUCCAGGAGCUAUUCUGUCCGUGGACCCUGGCACCAAGCUCGUUGUUGACGCAAGCGAAUUCGCAGGCUUACAGCUCGGAACUCAGCGUGAGCUGGUCGAUGUCAACGACGAGACAGCCAAUGUUAAAUACAACGGCCAUUUGAGCCUGGAUGUCGCUGGGCUUCGGCAAAAUGAGGUGAUCGUGCUCGAGGAAAUGAUUGGUGGGCCCGGUGGAGGAGAGUGGGUAUCCGAUAAUGCGGCAUCGAAGAUCAAGUUGCAUGGUAAUGUCCCUAUCAGCAUCACUAAGAGCGGCAAUACCACGGUCAAGGACUCGCUCAAGCCAACUGCAAAUACUAGUAGAGCGACUAGUCCGGCUCCAAACGGGAUAAUGACCCGUGGUCGCACGGCAAAGAAUGGUCGUGUCCGAGGCACUGUUGGCUUGAACAACUUGGGGAACACGUGCUACAUGAACUCGGCUCUGCAGUGUGUCCGAAGCGUGGAAGAGUUGACGCAUUACUUUCUCGAGGACAGGUGGAAGCCCGAACUGAAUACGGACAAUCCCCUCGGUCACAAUGGAGCGGUGGCAAAGUCUUAUGCAAGUCUUCUCAAAGACAUGUAUGCCCCGAAUUCCCUGAGCUCAUUCGCUCCCAGGAGUUUUAAAAACGUGAUUGGCAAAUAUGGACCGUCUUUUUCAGGCUGGCAACAGCAGGAUUCUCAAGAAUUUUUGCUAUUCUUGCUCGACGGUCUCCAGGAGGAUCUGAAUCGUGUCCAAAAGAAGCCCUACGUCGAAAAACCAGAUUCUACGGACGAAAUGGUUCAUGAUCCUGUAGCAUUACAGCAAAUGGCGGACAAGUGUUGGGAUAUCUACAAGGCACGGAGCGACUCGGUCAUCACAGAUCUAUUUGCAGGCAUGUACAAGUCUACCGUCAUUUGCCCGGUCUGCGACAAGGUCAGCAUCAUAUUCGAUCCGUUCAACAACCUCACCCUGCAACUACCGAUUGAGAGCCUUUGGUCAAAGCCCAUAUUUUUCUUUCCCAUGCGCGGAACGCCAAUUAGCGUUGCUGUAGAUAUCGACAAGAACGCGAGCUUUAUGGCCCUCAAAGAGUACGUCGCCGGCAAAUUUCCAGGGGUCGAAGCCAAGCGGAUGAUUGUUGCAGAAAUCUACAAAAACAAAUUCUACAAAUUCUUUGGCGAUAAGACCUCUAUCAGCGACGAGCACAUUGUCGAAGCCGACCAGAUUGCGAUAUACGAGGUAGAGGCCAAGCCUACUAAUUACCCUUCUCCAAAGAAGAAGACUUCCGGUUUCAAGAUGUACAACUUCAAUCGUGACGACGAUGACAUCCCAGAGGGUGCAUCUCCCUUGGCAGAAAAGAUGAUGGUACCUGUGUUCCAUCGUCGAGUGAAGGAAAACUUGUCGAAGUACACGCAGAAGCAAGUCUUUGGGGCUCCCUUUUUCAUCGUUGUCACUCCUGAGGAAGCCAAAGACUACGACAGAAUCUUACAAAAGGUCCUGGCCCGAGUGGAAAACAUGACGACCCGGGAUUUCCUGCGCGAGGGUGCUGAAUCCCAAGAUGGACCUGGAGGAGAAAUUGACUCUGCCACAGAGGACUCAGACACUGUUGUUAUGCACACGGACGAGGCAGACUCAUCCACAGACUCCGGCGUGCAAUCCAAAUCUUUAGAGAGCGAAGACGGGAUGAUCGAUAUCUCUAUGCGCGACGGCGAGGAGACAGCCCCUCCAAAAUCCAACCUUCCUGAGCUAAACCCACUGGCCCCUAUGCUCCGGCCUGGAGCCUUCAUUACACCUGGCGUCAGGAGCCUCUUUGAAAUGAGAUACAUCGCAUCUAACGGGACCGAGAUGAUACCCACCGGCUUGACGACUCUGUCUGACGAGAGCAAAACUUACCCAACCAUUGCUUCAAGGAAACCAGAGCCUUCAGGGGGACCCCCUGUCAGGUCAAAAAUGAGUGUAAUGGAACGAAUUUCGGAACGUCAGAGCCGGGCGGUGAGCCCACCCUCCAGCGAUGAAGAUGCAGAUGAUGUACCACCUGCGGCACAAGCUCAAGCUCAGGAUUCUGCCGACGAUUCGGAUGGACUCCCAGAGAUUGCAGAAUUGGCUCAGCCUAGAAUGGGCUUUGGCAAUCAGUCAGCCUCGAAGCUGCGGCGUGAUGGAGACGCCUUACCGGGCGAAAGCUUACCGUUAAUACACCUGGGUGAAUCUAUUCUGCUCGACUGGACCCCAGAAGGCUAUGAUGCUCUCUUCUCUGGGGCUACUCAUCGUGCGAAUGAAGAAAUGCGGGGUUCACGUACUUGGGAGAACGUCAGCACUUUACCAGAUCCGGAGCUGGAAGAAAAGCGACAGUCUCGUUACAGUCGAAGAAAGAACGGCGUCACUCUUGGCGACUGCCUUGAUGAGUUCGGAAAGCCAGAAAUCUUGUCUGAAAGUGAUGCUUGGUACUGUCCAAGGUGCAAAGAACACCGUCGCGCCAGCAAGCAGUUCGAACUGUGGAAAUCGCCCGACAUUCUUGUCAUACACCUCAAGCGAUUCAGCGCACAAGGUCGCUUCAGAGAUAAGCUCGAUGUCUCCGUCGACUUUCCAAUCAAGGGCCUGGAUCUGACUACUAGAAUGGCCAUGCAGGAAGAGGGAAAGAGUCCAAUCUACGAUCUCUUUGCGGUAGACAAUCACUACGGCGGUCUUGGAGGCGGUCACUAUACUGCAUACGCAUCCAACUUUAUGGAAGAGAAUCAGACCUGGUAUGAAUACAAUGACUCCUCCGUAUCGCGCAGAACAGACCCCCAAAAGGUGGUGACAAACGCCGCGUACCUCCUUUUCUACCGACGUCGCUCUGUCCACCACCUCGGCGGCCCGAACUUCGAGUGGCUUUCGACCCCCGAAACCAACUCGUCCGAAUCCCAGCCAACCUCCCGUGCUACAUCACAGGCGGGGGAAGGCAAGCGUCUCGACGACUCCUCCCGCAAUGGCUCGUCGAGCGCUUUACGCGGAGUAGGAGCAGCUCACCAAGCGGGAGGUGGUGGCUCGGCGGCAGAAGGAGUGAUGAUCGGUCCGAUGAGGACAGGAGUUGAUGAUGACUUGCCUGCUUAUGCAGAAAGCGAUCCUAAUGGCGCUUCCACAGUUGACCCAAGGGGUCUGAACGUGGAGCCAGACAUGGAUGAAGACGACGAGGGAAUCGGCAUGGCGCCAGGGCCUUUAACCUACGUCAGUCCUAAAUCGGACUGGAGUUUCGAUCGCCUGGGUUACGGAGAAAACGAACAAAUUACGGCCGCACCUCAUACCAGUGACAACGACGAAGACUUGUUUGCAGGGGAUAACAGCAGCACUAAAGCGGCAGGCAGCUCCUUCAGCAAUGGUGAUGGCGAUCGUAUGUUGGAUUUCCAAACGGAUGAGGGGACUACUAUGGGGCCAUUUGCGACACCGCCGGACGAUGAGGUACCUCUUGAUGUGCCGUUGAUGCAGGAUCAAUACGAGGAGACGGUGGCCGAGGUGAUGAUUUCGGAGAACGAUGAGUUCAAAAUGGACUGA
Messenger RNA from Letharia columbiana, 4467 nucleotides. RefSeq lists its product as uncharacterized. The transcript is spliced from 5 exons. Gene Ontology annotation, molecular function: cysteine-type deubiquitinase activity. The coding region runs from base 1 to 4467 and encodes 1488 amino acids. The record is from RefSeq and is a predicted model, not a curated record. Gene Ontology annotation, biological process: protein deubiquitination. NCBI's taxonomy places the organism in Eukaryota, Fungi, Ascomycota, Lecanoromycetes, Lecanorales, Parmeliaceae.